This is a messenger RNA of Saccostrea cuccullata (small rock oyster), 762 nucleotides long. RefSeq lists its product as uncharacterized. The transcript is spliced from 4 exons. Lineage: Eukaryota; Metazoa; Mollusca; Bivalvia; Ostreida; Ostreidae. The record is from RefSeq and is a predicted model, not a curated record. The annotation marks the transcript as partial.
AUGCUAGACUUAGCACAAGAUGACACAAAGAUAAUACAGCUGGCACUUACGGAUCUCUCCCAGAAACAAAGGUACAUGUACCUAAUCAGACCAGAACGUAAACCGAUGUACAAACCUCUGUAUCUGGACAUGGAUCCCCGCCACAGUGCCCAAGAUGUCGCCCGAUGUGACCUUUGUGAGGACACUAUAGCACAAAAUUAUUGUGAUUACUGUCAUAGAGAACUCAUAGAGAAAGAUACUGAAGAAUUAGAAACCAUAAUUUCUCCAACCUAUGAAGAAAUUGCCGCUGAUUUGGAAGCUCAGAUAGCUAAUAUGGAUGGAGAAUAUGGAAAACUUACAGAAGCAGUUACAGAACAUGGAAAAGAAUGGCACAAAGAAAUUGAUAACAUUAUACAGACUCGUAUUAAACAAACACUGCUAAAACUAAUUAGAAUUGAUGAAUCUAAUGAAGUGUCUAUGACUAUGGAAUACAGUUCCAAUAUCAGAGAAUUGAGCACACUUCCUUCCAAAAUUAAGGUAUCACUACCAACAUUCAGUCCAAAGUCAAAAGAUUCAGAACUUCUUUAUAAAUUAUUUGGAUCUUUAACACCAUUAUGCACCACAACAGAAAAAAAUGGUUAUACACUGAAAAACUCAGAACAAUCAACUAGAGAACUGCUGAAAGAAUCAGAAAUUAUCACCACUAUAAAUACUGGGUUUGAUAGCCUCCGCAGUGUUUCCCGUCUCAGUGAAGUAGAAAUCUGGACAAGUGGAAUGGACAGU